AACAUAAAGGUGACAUAUUUUUAAAGCUGUUUUUAAUGCAGGCGAAACAGACAAUCUAUUUUAUUAUGCAUGUAAUAGUUUAUUGAUCGUACAAUGCGUGGCCUUGUUAAUCAUUCAUAGUAUUCUAGUAAUUACAAGGCCUCCAAUUGCCCAGGACAGAGAGUUAAAUGUGACUUAUCUUUUGCUACAUGCACAGCAAACUUUGCUCGAUGUUCAACGGUGGGCUGGGAUUUGACUUUUUGUAAUAGUCACCUCUAUUUCCACAGUGCUCUUCAGGAAAGUCACCUGAAAACUACAUGAAAACUGCCUUGGAAGGAUUUGUGUUAUAAAUGUUUUAUAAUGCAGAUAAAUGCAUUAUAGAUUUGUAACAUUUAUACUUGUGUGUUUAUGUAUACAUAUGAUUAAUUUUGUUUAUAUUAUUAGCUGCACACUUACAAAUCAAGAUGCUUAAAAGGUUCUUCACAGAAAUGGCAUACAAGAAUAAUUUUCAGUUCCUCAAAGAACCAUUUAGUCAAAGGUUCCUACUAUUUCUUUCAUACUUCUGUUAUAUCUAAAGAAGAGUUCUUUGUGGAACCAUUCAGCCAAAAAUGGUUCUUCUAUGGCAUUGUGAAUCACCUUUAUUUAUAGUGUGGUUGUGUUAGUGUUGUCUUAUUACAAGUAGUAAGUUGUAUUUACUCAUUUGUUCAUAGUAUAACUAAGGAAAAUGUUGCAUUGUGUAGAGAAACUUAAUGCAAGCAUUUUAAAGCAAGAAACUGAUUCAGUCUGGUAUUGUUUAAACAAAAAGAAUAUAAAACAAGUGCUGGUUAUUACAUAAAUGGACAUUUCAACAACCACAGACACUUUUAUGUUCCAUUCAGAGCCAUGUAAAUAUUAAUAAUAAUAAUAUUAUAGGAAGAAAACAAAUAAAAUGUCACAUUUACUUUUUUUAAAUAUUGUAUAUAUAUUUUAUAGUUUAACACUUUUAAUUCUAAAUUAUAUGAAGACAAAAGAGAAAAAAAAUAAUCUUAAACACUAUUUCAAUAUUGUAUUAAAAUGGUUUGUAUCAGUUUUUAUGUCCCUUAGUUCAUUUUCACCUCCAGUUCAUUUAUUGAUAAACCAAUAACUUUGACCUCUAAUGUAAUCUUUUGUGUACUUGAUAACAAAAAGACAACAGUGUCAGUAAAGAACGUAUUGGGGUGAAAUAUGGUUUGUAAAGGAAACAACAAAGUAGUAAAUAUGCCACGACAAAGAUUGUGCCAUUUUUUUAACAAACAAAAUACUUGAUGAAAAUGAUUUCAAUCUUUGACAUGACCUUACUCAGUCAAUAUUUAAGAUAUCAAUAAUGUUGUAUAUCCACAGAUUGUUCUUUACAUUACGUAGAAUGAUUUUCUAUACCAAACAGUAAAUCACAAAUAAAAUGACUUGAGCUGUGUUUUAUUUUCACAAACUGGGUCAUAAAUAGUAAUUUGAAAAAACAUCAAUACUUGCAUAAAGUAAGGUGUGAAAAGAAAAUGGAAAUUUGGUAUAUUAGGGUAGUCCCAUUUAAAGGGAUAGUUCACCCCCCCAAAAAAAUUCUGUCAUCGUUUUCUCAUCCUCAUGUUGUUGUAAACCUGUAUGAAUUUCUUUUCCUUUUUUUCUUUUUUGAUUAACACAAAAGAAGAUAUUUUGAUAAAUGAUGGAAAGCAUACAGUUGAUUGUACCCAUUGACUUCCAUAGAAGGAACCACAAAUAUGAUGGAAUCCAAUGGGUACCGUGAUCAUUUAUCAAAAAAUCUUCUGUUGUGUUCAUCAGAAAAAAGAAAUUCAUACUGGUUUAGAACAACAUGAGGACGAGAAAACAAUGACAAAAUGUUCAUGUUUGAGUGACUCAUGCGCAUAUGUGACUAAAAUGUAAACUUAUUUCAGUACUAAAGACAAAAGUUUUGAUGUUUGGGGACAUCCCCUUCUCAAGAUACAUAUUUACAUACUGGGCUUAUAAAAUGUUGCCUGCUAUGUAAGUUCAGUAAACUCUCAACACCUCAGCAGAAGAUGAUUCUCUAUGUAUGGCUGCUGCUUUACAUUGUUUCUCAUGCUGAGGGAAAAUGUGCAAAACAUUUUUAUUACGAUGGACUUCUCGAGGAAUGUCAGCAUUGCUCCAUUAGAUGCAACUCUCCACCCAGUAUUUGCACAACAUACUGUACCUCAAUACCAGAAAAUGAAGUUGAAAAGAGCCAAAAUAUACGUUUUAUUUUGAUCAUAUUUUUUGGGUUCCUGGGAGCUUUCAUGGCACUGACCAUUAUUUUGAGAGUUAUACGCAGAAAAACCUGUAAGCCCAUUGUCAUCAAAAAAGUAUUAGGUCAAGAACAAAAGACAUCUGUGAGAGAGAGAAGCUCGGCUGUCACAGAUCAAUCUGAAGAUGCAGAUGAAGCUACGACUGACCAAAGAUCACCUAAUGAGCGAUUGAAUCAACAUCACUACAACUCCAACCUUCCUCUUCCUUCCACUGAAGAAGGCACAACGUUGCUGGUUACCACUAAGACUGUGCAAGCUUACCACUGUACACCUGUCACAUAGAGAAAAGAUAAACUUGGCAACUCCAGUGCCAUUAGUUGUUAAGAUGGCACCAUGUGCAGUACAGUAGACCAUGAAUCUGUUGUAAGCAGGUUGUAUGUGCUUAUGUGCUUAUUAUGGACACAUUAUUGUUGUCUAAUGAACUAAACAAAUGAAUAGAGCAUUUGGCUAGUUAACUGCAGUCUUAUAUGUUUAAAUGUACUAAUCUGUGAUGUAAGACUUUAAGGGGCAGUUUCCUGGACAGGGUUUAUCCUAGACUAAAAUGCAUGUUUGAGCUGCCUUAAUUUUAAAACACUUUGUACAGACAUAUCUUAAAAUAGAUCAGUGCCAUUGUUUUUGAUGCACACCAGUAUUGUUUUUUUAUAAGAUUUGUUUGUAAAAACUACUUAAAUGUCCUAAUAUAACUGAGGCCUAGUCCUGGAUUAAGCUAAACCCUGCCUGGGAAACUGCCCCAAAAAGUUUUAAAAACCUUGUCCAACAGUCUUAUUUGAUUCCGUUUUUUUUAUACUUUUUUUAUUGAACCUGGAAAGGUGUUUUUUAUAAUAUUAAAAUAUA
Messenger RNA from Paramisgurnus dabryanus, 3083 nucleotides. Its product is annotated as tumor necrosis factor receptor superfamily member 17. Gene Ontology annotation, biological process: tumor necrosis factor-mediated signaling pathway. The record is from RefSeq and is a predicted model, not a curated record. Gene Ontology annotation, molecular function: signaling receptor activity. NCBI's taxonomy places the organism in Eukaryota, Metazoa, Chordata, Actinopteri, Cypriniformes, Cobitidae.